Molecule: messenger RNA, 409 nt
Organism: Tribolium madens (black flour beetle)
Lineage: Eukaryota; Metazoa; Arthropoda; Insecta; Coleoptera; Tenebrionidae
Gene: Cox17
Product: cytochrome c oxidase copper chaperone
Exons: 3
Coding region: 120-326 (68 amino acids)
Biological process (GO): mitochondrial respiratory chain complex IV assembly
Cellular component (GO): mitochondrial intermembrane space
Molecular function (GO): copper ion binding; copper chaperone activity
Source: RefSeq, a predicted model, not a curated record
GUGGGGCGCAUGCGCUUGCUACUUUCUAAUGUCAUUCAUAUGUCAUCUUCCAAAAAGUAAGGUUAGAUCGAUUAAAUAAUUUCGUUUGUAUUUUUUAGCCAAUUCCUUGAUAAACAAGAAUGGGAAACGUGAGUGAAAAAGUUGAAGCGGCUUCUACGCAACAAACGGGGACUAAAGAAGAACCAAAAAAACUGAAACCAUGCUGUGCAUGUCCCGAAACGAAAAAGGUGCGAGACGCUUGCAUUAUUGAAAAUGGGGAGGAGAAUUGCAAACAUUUAAUAGAGGCACACAAGGAGUGCAUGAGAAAGGCCGGAUUUAAUAUUUAAGAUUGUAGUUUUGUGUAAAUAGUCAUAAUUCUCCUGUUAGUGUGAUAUUAAGUUAUUUGAUGUUAAUAAAAAAGCGUUAGGUA